Pteronotus mesoamericanus is the source of this 1208-nucleotide messenger RNA. RefSeq names its product coenzyme Q7, hydroxylase (gene COQ7). The coding region runs from base 70 to 723 and encodes 217 amino acids. The transcript has 7 exons. Gene Ontology annotation, cellular component: mitochondrial inner membrane; nucleus. Gene Ontology annotation, biological process: regulation of gene expression; regulation of reactive oxygen species metabolic process; determination of adult lifespan. Gene Ontology annotation, molecular function: 3-demethoxyubiquinol 3-hydroxylase activity. The record is from RefSeq and is a predicted model, not a curated record. NCBI's taxonomy places the organism in Eukaryota, Metazoa, Chordata, Mammalia, Chiroptera, Mormoopidae.
CGUCAUCAGUAUGAGCCAAGGGCAGGUUUGGCUCAACGUCGCCCAAAGGAGUACUUUGUUGUCGCGGCAAUGAGCUGUGCCGGGUUGAUGGCGUCUUGCUUCCUGGGGCGGCUACGCACGGGCGCCCCGCGGCACCUCCCAGCUUAUGGAAGAAGAAUCAGUGUCAGAUUUUGCAGCUCAGGGAUGACUUUAGACAGUAUCAAUCGGGCAACAGUGGAUCGAAUUAUCCGGGUGGAUCACGCAGGUGAAUAUGGAGCAAACCGCAUCUAUGCAGGACAGAUGGCCGUCCUGGGUCGCACAAGUGUCGGGCCAGUCAUUCAGAAAAUGUGGGAUCAAGAAAAGGACCACUUGAAAAAGUUCAAUGAAUUGAUGGUUGCAUUCAGGGUCCGGCCGACGAUUCUGAUGCCCUUUUGGAAUGUGGUGGGGUUUGCACUGGGUGCGGGAACUGCCCUGCUUGGGAAGGAGGGGGCGAUGGCCUGCACUGUGGCUGUGGAAGAGUCCAUAGCGCAUCACUACAACAACCAGAUCAGGACAUUGAUGGAGGAGGAUCCUGAAAAAUACAAUGAGCUGCUGCAGGUGAUAAAGAAAUUUAGGGAUGAAGAGCUUGAGCACCAUGACAUCGGCCUUGAACAUGACGCAGAACUGGCUCCAGCAUAUGCUGUUUUGAAGAGGGUUAUCCAGGCUGGAUGCAGUGUGGCAAUAUAUUUAUCAGAAAGAUUUUAAGGAUCACUCACUCUGGGGGGAGCCAGCCGCCAUGUGAUGAGGACACUUAGGCACUUACUCUGUGGAGAGGGUCACAUGGCCAAGAACUGAGGCCUCCUGCCUAUAGCUGUGUCUCUGCAACAUCUUGGAAGUGACUCCAUCAGCCCCAGUCAAGCCUUCAGGUGACCUCAUGAGAGACCCAGAGCCAGAAUCACCCAGCUAAGUCAGUCCUGAAUUCCUCACUCUCAGCAACUAUGCUAGAUAAUAAAUGUUUAUUUUCAGCUGCCAAGUUUUGGACUGAUAUGCUAUAAAGCAAUAGAUAACCAAUAUACAACACUUGCACAUGAUUUGGGGCACAGUAAAAUUUGAGAAGCACUGAACUAGGCCAUGAACUGGAAGGCAGAGACCAACUUAGUUUUUUUGUGUAUCUUCAGAGCUUAAUACAGUGUCUGAUGCUCUGCAAAUUUUUCUUAGAUUAAAUGCAAAAUUAAGUUGCCCUGUUUCAA